CUUCGUAUCUGUUUGCAAAACCAGGUUAAAUUGAAAUUCCAUUCCAUGUUUGUUGCGCUAAGCAAGUAAAUUGAAAUUGGUAGGAUGGAGAAAUACAAAUGGGUAAUGCUUUUCAUGAGCUGGAGCACUGCUAUCAUUUGUUGCAAUUGCAAUAAUAUUGAAUGUCUACCUAAGGAAAGGCAAAUUCUGGUCAGAUUCAACACUGAGGUAGGAGGAUUAAUUACUUCAUGGAAGGGGUUUAAUUGCUGUGAAUGGGAUGGUGUUGAAUGCAGUAAUCGCACAUCUCAUGUGACCCAACUGCGCCUCUCAAAUUUGGUGCUGCAAAACUUGUCGGCAAUUCACACUCUCCCUCCAUUGUUUGAGUUAAAGCAGUUGGAAUAUCUGGAUAUAAGUUCCAAUGGUUUCACUGGUGCAAUACCUGCAGGUAUAUCUGCGCUCAAAGAACUGAAGCAUCUGGACAUGAGCAAUAAUUUUUUUGAAGGUGAGAUUCCAUUGCUGCUGGGGAACCUUUCCAAUCUCCAAUAUUUGAAUAUUGCCAUGCCCAGGAAGAAUGAAUUCAAAUGUUGGUCGAGUUUAGAGUGGGCACGGAAUCUGCCAAAAUUACAAUAUUUGUCAAUGAAGCAUGUGGCCGUAACCAGCAGUGGUAAAGAGUUGGGGGAAUUCAUAUCUUCUCUUCAUAAUCUGCACUUUCUUGAAAUGAGGAACUGCAAAUUGUCAGACCCAAUCCCCACUGCUAUCCUCAACCUCACAUCCCUCACACAUCUUAUCUUACGCGGCAACAAAUUUUCUUCUCCACUUCCCCCAUGGUUAGUAAAUAUGACUAAUUUACAAUGGCUUAAUUUUCAUGACUGUAAUUUGACUGGCCCGUUCCCCCUCAUUCUCUCCAUUUUGCCUCAUUUACAAUUCCUCCGAAUGGAUAGCAAUAAUUUAAGUGGAAAUAUAACCGAAAUACUAGGCAGCGGAUGGCCUGAGCUCAGUUCUAUUUCUUUGUCAGGGCCCAGAAUAAGCGGAAGGAUACCGCCCUCCAUUGGAAGUAUUUCCUCCCUCACAAAUAUUUCACUGGAAGGAAGCAAGAUUAGUGGGCAGAUUCCUGCCUCUCUGGGCAAUCUCCGUCUUCUUGAGAAUCUGUCACUCCAGAAUAACUCCUUGACGGGAACGAUUCCUUCCUCGCUUACACAACUUUCCAAGUUGAAACAUCUUGAUCUAUCCUUCAAUCAGCUCACUGGCAACUUGCCUUCCCAACUUGAUGGGUUUUUGUCUCUCCGUACACUUUUCCUCGAGUCCAACAAGUUGAACGGUACAAUUCCUAAAUCUCUUGGAGACCUCCUUCGAGUACAACGGAUUGACCUGGGCUUUAACCUCCUGCAAGGUAGAUUUUCUCUCCAGGUUUUUCAAAAUACCUCCAGUCUAACUCGCCUCCGUCUUUCACACAACCAAUUGACAGCAGGAAUGGUUCAAGUCGGAAGCUCAAAAGUACAAUCUAACAAUGGCACCGCAUCCUAUUACAAAGAAGAGGUUUCAGUCACCAACAAGGAAACUGAGUUGGUAUAUGUGGAUUCUAUUUUGCUACUUGUAACAUGUAUUGACCUAUCUGGAAAUCAGCUGUCGGGUAUCAUUCCUUCAACAAUUGGUGCACUUUUUGGCUUAGUUAUCCUCAAUAUCUCCAGGAACAAUCUUAGUGGAGAGAUUCCACAAACAUUUGUAAAGCUAGAGCAAAUAGAGUCGUUGGACCUUUCCUACAAUAAACUGGAAGGCAAGAUUCCAGUAGAGAUGCAAGUUCUUCACUUCCUAGCUGUUUUCAUCGUUUCUAAUAACAGGCUUUCUGGCAAAAUUCCAACGGGAGGUCAAUUCUCCACAUUUAAUGUGGCCUAUUUCUAUGGCAACCCCUCUCUUUGUGGUUUUCCACUUGAUGUCAGAUGCGCAGGAUCGCCAGGCAUCAUUCCCAUUGAUAAAAAUGAAAAUGAUAAGGUGGAAGAGGGAACAGAAGCUCCUUGGUAUUGGUAUAUCAGUUGUAUGGCUACGUUUGCUAUUGGCUUUUGGGGAGUAUUUGCACUUGUGUGUGCAAGGAGGACAUUGCGAAGAAGAUACAUCAACAUGUUAGAUGAAGCUGUUGUUAGCUUCUCAAGCUUAAUCACUAUGCAUUAGUUGGUUAUCAUAGAUCUCAUCUCAAGAAUAGUGCUUCAUCUUCUUGAACAGGAAGACCGGAUGUUAGUUUUUAAAUGUAGCUUUAGGAAUAGGAAGGCCCUGCAUAAUUGUGGAGAACUGAUGCUAAAUAUAGUUCUUUUUAAGAUUAGUUAAUAUUUGUUUUUAGUAA
Molecule: messenger RNA, 2314 nt
Organism: Cryptomeria japonica (Japanese cedar)
Lineage: Eukaryota; Viridiplantae; Streptophyta; Pinopsida; Cupressales; Cupressaceae
Product: probable LRR receptor-like serine/threonine-protein kinase At4g36180
Exons: 2
Coding region: 85-2145 (686 amino acids)
Molecular function (GO): protein binding
Source: RefSeq, a predicted model, not a curated record